Molecule: messenger RNA, 1536 nt
Organism: Exophiala aquamarina CBS 119918
Lineage: Eukaryota; Fungi; Ascomycota; Eurotiomycetes; Chaetothyriales; Herpotrichiellaceae
Exons: 1
Coding region: 1-1536 (511 amino acids)
Biological process (GO): polysaccharide biosynthetic process
Cellular component (GO): membrane
Molecular function (GO): acyltransferase activity, transferring groups other than amino-acyl groups
Source: RefSeq, a predicted model, not a curated record
AUGGCCGGCUAUAACCCAAUUCAGGACUUUGAGAGUUCACUGGACAGAACGGACGACGACGCGAUUGCUGAUGAUAUUCCAUUACGAGGCCGAAAACUCGGCGAAUCACACAAUGUAUGCGCGGAGGAGAAUGGUAACAACUCAGAUACAGCUCACGAUGUCGAGAACGAGAAACCACCACCUCGAAUCGUGCCAAAAUGGAAGCGAUAUAUGACCUACAGCUCACGCAUCAAGUCAUCUUGCAUCGAAGCUUUACCCAGAUUCUGUCAGCCCGGAGGCCUUCAGAUCAGAGGCAAGCUCCACCCAACGUCCUACUUAGACGCUCUUCGAGGCUAUGCUGCAUUUAUCGUCUACGUCUGUCACAUGGUUACCUUUAACGUGGGGCAACCUCCCUGGCGCCAUCAGCCGUUUACGUCAAUUCUGUUUGCCGGUCCGGGCAUGGUUGCAGUGUUCUACGUCAUUUCUGGCUACGUCUUGAGCUAUAGCCUACUGAGAAACAUCCGCAGGCAGGAGUCAGCCCCGACCCUCGAAGGCCUCGCGUCCUCCACCUUUCGUCGGUAUCUCCGACUCUACGGCUCUACCGUCUUGGCGAUAUUCAUCACAUUGAUCAUGAUUCGUUUGGGCUGGUAUGGGUAUGACUUGUAUAAGCCCGCGAUCAUCGAUCAGAUCAAAGACUGGCUGCUGGAUGUCAUCUUCUUUUGCAACCCUUUCGCUGAUAUAAGAGGGUAUUAUUACAAGGGAGUCCACGAUACUAAAUACCUUGGGACAAUGUGGACUAUCCCUGUAGAGUUCAGGGGCAGUAUUAUAGUAUUCAGCUUCUGUACUGCCGUUUGCAAGCUUAGUACACGAUCAAGAAUGAUCCUGACUUGGAUGAUCAUCCUUCUCGGCUAUCUCUGGAACGCGCUGUACGUGUCUCAAUUUCUUUACGGCGUGUUUCUAGCAGACCUCUCCUUUGGCAGGCAUCCUGAGCGUCUGAUGCGACCCGGGGAUCUUCCAAACACCCGAGUAUUGCCUGUCCAGGGUCAGAGGAAGAUACAGCUCAUUCACGCCAAGGUAUGUUACAGCCUGCUCUUCGUUCUUGCCAUAUUCAUCCUCGGGCAACCGGAUCAAAUCGACCUGGGCAUCUGGGGACAGUUUCCGUGGGGGUUUUUAAAGUCUUUUAUUCCGUGGUACUACUCUUCGGAGUCGGGGCAGUACUGGUAUCUCUCCAUGGGUGCUUUUAUCCUGGUGCUAUCGCUCGAAUCAUAUCCUAUCUUGCAUCGACCCUUGGAAUGGGGAGUCAGCCAGUACAUUGGCGAUUUGAGUUUUGGCAUCUAUGCGCUGCAUCCGCCUUUAUUGUUUGGCUUCUAUCGGACCUGGGAAGAGCCCAUGCGGAAAAGGUAUCUGGGAAAUUCAGUUCUUGCUUACCUCCCAGGUCUGCUUGCCAUGACCUUUUUGGUUUUGGCAAGUGCGGAUUAUUUCGACAGACUAGACAAGAAAGUUGUCAGGCUCGGGAAGUGGCUACAGGGCAGGACUUUCCGGAAGUGGAAAAAUUGA